Epithele typhae is the source of this 444-nucleotide messenger RNA. RefSeq lists its product as uncharacterized. The transcript has a single exon. The record is from RefSeq and is a predicted model, not a curated record. Bases 1 to 444 code for a protein of 147 amino acids. Gene Ontology annotation, molecular function: structural constituent of ribosome. Gene Ontology annotation, biological process: mitochondrial translation. Gene Ontology annotation, cellular component: mitochondrial large ribosomal subunit. NCBI's taxonomy places the organism in Eukaryota, Fungi, Basidiomycota, Agaricomycetes, Polyporales, Epitheliaceae.
AUGACGCUGCUCACUGCCCUCUUGACCUCCUCUCGAACCUUCUCCCACCCGGCGCUGGCUCCACCGCUCGUCCAGACCCGCCUCGCGUCGUCCCGCUCCGGCUCGCCCUACGGCCGCACCCACGUCUGGAAGCUCCGCCCGAAGACGCUCCCGAGCCCAAUGGUGCCCGUCUACCCGCAGCGGCUGGUUCGCGUCGACGGCUCGACGGUCGUCCACCUCACCUCGUCCCCGCGCGCGGCGAUGCGCCUCACCCGCGACACGACCAACCACCCCGUCUGGAACGCCACGCGCUUUGUCGGGAUGGAGGCGGAGGAGGACGGGCUCACCGGUCGGCUGGGGCGGUUCAGCCGCAGAUUCGCGGAGCUGGGCAUGGGGAACGGGCAGCGGCAGGAUUUGUCUUGGAUGGAGGCCGAGGCGAAGGAAGGCGCAUCGCGCAGCACGUAA